AUGUCGGCGUUCCUGCUUCGUUUGCACUACUUCUUCAAAAUUUUCGGUCUGUCGACCAUGAGCGUGGAAAAGCUGAGCAAGUUCAAUCGCUAUCGCUUCGCGACCUCGAGAAAGGAUCUCGCCUACAACGUCGCGCUGAUUCUGGGCUUUCUGCUGAUCGGCUCCUACUACACUCGCGUCACAUGGCUGAUGGAUUACGAGGGCAGAUCGCUGUUCGAGAAGACCUGGGAGGUCUUCGACAUCGUUUUCGCCUUCUCCGUGAGCAUCACCCUGUACGUUCUGUACUGCGCCAGGCAGAGGAGAAUCGUUCGCUUGGCCGACAGGUUCUACGCCCUGGCUCGGUCUCUGGCGGGAAAUUCGGACGAGCUCUCGAAGGCGAUUACGAGGCGUACCAGGAGGACCUUCGUGACGUAUCUGAUACUCUAUGCCAUUUUCACGAUAUCCGCGCAACCAGCGGCUUAUAUCAAUGGCUAUCUCGACCACGCGGUCAUGGCCGGGCUGGCUCUGAACUUCAUACUGCUGACCGUACUUUUGCAAUACUGCCUCGUGUUGAUCUGUCUAGUAGAGAUGUUCGCGAUGGCUAAUUGCCAUUUGGAAGGCAUAUUUAGGAGAUCUUCGCACAAGAGUUACAUCGAGCCGAGGUUCAAAUCGUCGAGUAACUUCCUCAACUUCGAACUGUACAAGAACCAGGACUCGCAAUUCUCCUACCAUCGCUCCCAGUACUUUUCUCUCUGCGACCUGUCGCAGGAUCUCUCGGACUUUUUCGGCCUGCCCAUGUUGGCGGUCGUGUCGUUCAUAUUUUUCUUAAUAAUCUUUGCGAUAUAUUAUCCAGCCAGAACAGUGAUAAAUCAAGUGGUAAUUAUGGGUUACACCACGUUUUUUUUCUACUGCCAGACUUGGUUUGGGUUCUUAGCUACCGGAUACUUGCUAGUGGUUUUGACGAAUUCAACGGCUAGAAUCGGAAAAGAGAAAGAACGUACAGCAGAAAUCAUCAUCAAGUGGUUGGCCAUUGUCGACAACGCGGCCACGGAGAAACAGGUUUGCGUCGCUCGGGAUAAGUCAGUCAUGCCCUGCAUCGUGUCUAAUCGGGUUUUCACUUUGCAGCUCGAUCAGUUCUACAAGUACCUGCAGAGCAAAAACGUCCAAUUCAGCGUUUUCGGACUGUUCAAGCUCGACCAGUCUCUCCUGCUCUCGAUCGUAAGCUCGACAACCACCUAUUUGGUCAUCGUACUGCAGUUCCGAGAAACGAAAUGA
Molecule: messenger RNA, 1254 nt
Organism: Trichogramma pretiosum
Lineage: Eukaryota; Metazoa; Arthropoda; Insecta; Hymenoptera; Trichogrammatidae
Product: putative gustatory receptor 28b
Exons: 3
Coding region: 1-1254 (417 amino acids)
Biological process (GO): sensory perception of taste
Cellular component (GO): axon; dendrite; neuronal cell body
Source: RefSeq, a predicted model, not a curated record